GCAGAACGAAACUCCAAGUAUUACCGAUCAGUGCGCAAUUCGUGAAAGCAACAAAGAAAAUGGCAAGACAGUUGAUAUUCGCCGCUUUGGCCGUUGCCCUGGCUGUAGUGGCCGUGAACUCGACGCCUUACUACGGAGGUGCCUACCAGCAAUACGCAGCCGCGCCCAACAAGUCCCACAACUUGAUAAUCGGUAACCGCCAGGCGGGCGACCGUCUCGUCUACCAGGAGAACAUCGUCAAGCCGUCCAAGUGGCUCCAGGUUAUCGAGGUCAAGAAGAGCUUCAACAUAACUGGCUACCUCAUCACUCAGAUCCGUGCUAUGGACCAGAAGACCAACGGUAACGGUGCUAUCGCCAGCCGUGUCGAUGGUGGAGUGGGCUACAGCAAUGUCACCUUGAAAUUCAAGAGCCAGAGGAGUCACGGCAUCAACUUUGUCGUUCAGAUUUACGCUAGACCGCGUUACUAUUGAAAAAUUAUUUGUUGUUAAUCGUUGAAUCGUCUUAAAUAUACGCUUUAAUAUUUAUACAAACAA
This is a messenger RNA of Nasonia vitripennis (jewel wasp), 533 nucleotides long. Its product is annotated as venom protein R. NCBI's taxonomy places the organism in Eukaryota, Metazoa, Arthropoda, Insecta, Hymenoptera, Pteromalidae. Bases 60 to 470 code for a protein of 136 amino acids. The record is from RefSeq and is marked validated. The transcript has a single exon.